GUUUUUUGUCUUUUCAUUUCGCUAUAAAAAGCGAUUUUCCCCAUUUGCUCGAUUUGCGGGAAAAAUCUUGUGAAGAGUUUUGGAUCUGCCUCAGAAAAUUUUCUGGGAGCACACAAAAAACUUUCCUCUCGUCUCUGGUUAAUGUUCAUCCCGAUUCUCUGCAUCUAAUCAGGGACGAGAAAAAGCCCUUUCUCCGUUUUCACGCUAUAUAAAAACAUCUAUUGCCCCAUUUUCGCAGUUGGAGGAAUGAUAGGUUUAUUAACUGAGAGCAGCAGCCACAUGGUGGUAAACGUGGAGGAACUGAUUCGACCGGUGCCAUUGCCGCCGGUUAACGAGGAGGUCGAGAAACCAGAGUCGACGGAGCCGUCGACGGUGGCCAAUGAUAAGGCGAUUGAUAUCUCCGAUGAUGAGAACGAGCCGCUCAUUGCUUCAGGGGAGUGCCGUAUUUGUCAGGACGAGUGCCCUAUCGAGAGUCUCGAGAGCCCUUGUUCUUGCAGUGGCAGCCUAAAGUAUGCUCACAGAAAAUGUGUUCAACGUUGGUGCAAUGAAAAGGGCAACAUCAUAUGCGAGAUUUGUCACCAGCCUUACCAACCCGGAUACACUGCUCCACCACCUCCACUUCAGCCUGAAGAAACAACUAUUGACAUUGGUGGAGGAUGGACAAUCUCAGGUUUGGAUCUGCAUGAUCCUCGCCUUCUUGCCAUCGCAGAAGCUGAGCGUCGGUAUUUAGAAUCUGAAUAUGUGGAGUAUACAGCUUCAAGUGCCAGUGGAGCUGCAUUUUGUCGCUCUGCUGCUUUAAUAUUAAUGGCUCUUCUUCUCUUACGACAUGCACUUAACAUAACAAGCGAUGCUGAUGGAGAAGAAGAUGACCCGUCUUCGAUACUAUCUCUCGUCUUGCUCCGAGCUGCUGGUUUUCUUCUUCCUUGCUAUAUCAUGGCUUGGGCCAUUAGUAUCCUACAGCGCCGAAGACAAAGACAGGAAGCUGCAGCUUUGGCUACACAGUUUGCAUUGGUGCUUCAGUCAGGUCAACCUAGAACAGUUCACUUCACGGUUGCACCGGGACCACCAUCACCCUCCAUGGCCACUGCAACUACAUCUACACAACAACAACAUGAAGAUCCCGUCUGAAUCUUCUGACUCAUAAACCAUACAAGGUACGAGGUGAAUCGAAUGAAGAGUUGAUGAAUGAGUAAAGGAGUAACCAUUUGAUGUCUUCGGAAGUUUAGAUCUCAUUCCAAAUGAUCCCUUCAUUUUUAUCUGUAACCAAAAAUGUCUAUAGUUUUUAUGUUUCUUGCAAUAGUUCACAAAUUGGUAAAUUCUGUUUUUAUACUAUCUCCCGAGAUUGUCUCGAAAUUUCACUGUUUUAAUACCCAAGAGAAGAUUCUUCUUUCUUGUUCGGAGCCUGAAGGAGAACAUAAGAGAACAUAAGAGAACGAGUAAGUGUAAAUUAUUUGACUCCGUUGUAUUUAUAUGAUUACAGAAGAUUAUAUGACUUAAACAAACAAAAUAGUACUAUGAACAUAGUUAGUGUAUGAUACAAUAUCAAA
This is a messenger RNA of Thlaspi arvense, 1547 nucleotides long. Lineage: Eukaryota; Viridiplantae; Streptophyta; Magnoliopsida; Brassicales; Brassicaceae. The record is from the annotation of a GenBank genome assembly.